UUAUUCAUAAAUGUAGACAUUUCCACUUAAACCUCAAUACAAAAUGGACGAAGUUUCUACAAAAUUCUUAUUUAAAGUUACCGCAAAAGAAAUACAUAAAUACAAGAAUGAUUUCGUGCAUUUUUCAAAUACUCGUAUUGUUGCAUAUUAUGAAAGACUUUUUAAAAAUAUUAAACCAGCAACAAGAAUUCGAUAUUUUAUAGAACCACCAAGAGGGAGUUAUAAAAUAGACCUAAAUGAUGGAUAUAAAGAAUAUGUAAUGACAUCACUGUAUUCUAAAGGUGUUGAUUUGUGCCUUAAAUAUGUCAUGUCUUCUCCUGAAGAGCCUGAAAUAAAAAAUAAAACCAAAGUGUUUACCCGUUCCGGUACACUGGUUCAUAUAAUGGAAUCUAUACGUAGCAAAAAAGACAGAGAACUAUUAAUACGUGUGACACGUUAUAGAGGAAAUAUCUAUAUGAUUACUGGAGAUUCCCAAAAGUCCGAAGAAAUGGAAGGCGAUAAGGUAGUAGAGUCCCCUACUGAAACACAUCACAAUCAGAUAAAAAGAUAUUUUUUGGCAGAUUCACCACAUGAUCAACCAAAUAUUAAAGAACCUUGGAAUGAAAAUAAAGAAUUGCUUGCAGUAUUUCGUAGUAAUUUAAAAAAAUACGAUAUAAUAUACUCUGGAUCAGUACAGGGCAUCAUAGCCAAACAAAAUUUUAAAGAUUUUGACAAUAUGGAUCAACUUAAUAAAUGUCGUUUUGUUUUAAUUAAACAAAUGUGGAAUGAUAUUGACUUUAAAAGUCAAAAAUUUUUACAUUAUUUAUUUCAUGCCCAUUUAAGUAAAGUCAAUGACAUAUUCGUGGCCUAUAAGAAUAGGAAAGGUAUCGUUACACUACCACUGGAACAUAAAAUUGUAAAAAAUUUUCCCAAGCAUCUUGUUGAAAAAUUAUCGAUUGGUGAGGCAUUCCUAUUUGAUUUUCUGCAACGUAUUGAAAAUCUAAUGUCCAAUGUCAACUGUUUAAAUACGGUCUAUGUAUUUAAGAUAAAACGUAACAUAAAUUGCAUUAGUUACCAGAUUUAUGAAGGCAAAACUGAAAAGUCUUUUAUAAUGGAUGAAUAUAAAGAAUAUUGUGAAUUUUAAGAAAUAUUUUAAAUAAAGAUAUCAUGUAAUUAAAUAUUA
This is a messenger RNA of Lucilia sericata (common green bottle fly), 1162 nucleotides long. RefSeq lists its product as uncharacterized. The transcript is spliced from 4 exons. The record is from RefSeq and is a predicted model, not a curated record. Gene Ontology annotation, cellular component: cytosol; nucleus. NCBI's taxonomy places the organism in Eukaryota, Metazoa, Arthropoda, Insecta, Diptera, Calliphoridae. Gene Ontology annotation, biological process: nuclear-transcribed mRNA catabolic process; NAD-cap decapping. Bases 44 to 1123 code for a protein of 359 amino acids.